AUGGCAACCCUGAAUGAGCCAUCAGGAGUCCUUACCAGUCCUUAUUAUCCACGGCGUUAUCGGCCUUCUAAUGAGAAAUGCAGCUGGAAAAUUCCAGCAAGUAAAGGAGAACGCAUUGUGUUGGUCAUUAAAGACGUAUAUAUUAAGGACUGUGGUUCAUCUUGCACGUGUAACUACCUGGAAAUACAAAAUGGCUCAUCCUCUGAUGGCAUUUCAGACAGGCGAAGAUGUGGAAAAUAUAAAGACCGUGGGAUAGUAUACCAUUCGGUAAAAGAUGUCCUGAGGGUGACGUUUGUUUCUGAUAGUGGUACUUACCCGCACUACCGUGGAUUUAAGGCAACUUACAUUAAAGUGAAAUAUAAUGCAACAACCACCGGUAAGUUAUUAGAAAUCGGCUUUAAACGCAUUAACACAUGUGCUGAACACCUUCACAAUUUAAGAUGAAGGUGCAAUUGAGGGCGACCAGGUUGUCAAGUUUCAAGGAAGGAAUAUAAAAUAUCAUUGCCUUAUAUCAGGUCAUGGCAACCGUUGCAUUCAAAUACUUUACAGAGUAACACAACACAAACUAAAAUGUCCAUGAAAUGCCAACAAUUUUCUUUGCUAUGAUGUUUAUAAAAGUGUUUGGUAGCAAAAUCUCUUAUUUUUUUAAUGUUUAUCUAAAGCAAUGCUUUCAAUUGAUUUUGUUUGUUUGUUGUUUUUUGGUUUUGGUUUUGGUUAACAGCCAGAUUACUCUUUAAUUUUGUACUAUAAAGCUAAAUCACAGUUUGUUUCCUCUUGUUGCAGCUUGUACCUCCAGCGAAUAUCUUAAUGGAUUUAGUGGAUUCUUUUCAACUCCAAAUUUCCCACGUAACGUCCCUCAAUACAGCAGAUGUACCUGGAAUAUCACAGUUCCCAUCGGGUACAUCAUUAAACACAGCUUCCUCUACUUUGAAUUGGAGCCACAUCAGCGCAUUCCCUGCUAUUUUAAUGGUCCAGGAGCCCGUGUUACAGUCACAAAUGUUGCUUCAGAUGAUGGGUAUCAACCUUUCAUGCUGUGCGGUCAGUCUCUUCCUCAUCCAGUGUACUCGGUGGGGAAUUCCGUUCAAGUCAUAUUCACGUCUCUAAGCAAUCAGUAUUCAGGGUUUAAUGCAACUUACACGGCUAUAACGUAUAUUUCAAGUACGUGGUAUACAUUUUUUAUAAGAUAUCAAUGA
Porites lobata is the source of this 1193-nucleotide messenger RNA. The record is from the annotation of a GenBank genome assembly. NCBI's taxonomy places the organism in Eukaryota, Metazoa, Cnidaria, Anthozoa, Scleractinia, Poritidae.